GUCCGGGGGUUGGUGCCGGUACGGGCAGUACGGGACGUACGGGUUUGCAGUGUUUGCAGUUCGCGCAGCUGUACAUUAUUACUGACACUCAGUGGCACUGCGUUGUGGUUGUUCUGGCUUCGUUGCUGCACUGCCUCUACCGCAAAGACACUUGUUUUUUUAUGUUUUCUUAGACGAUGGGUUCUACCUAUCUGGAGUUAAAGUUGAGCCGCUUGCGGCCACUGAUCAAGCACACUCUGGGACACCGACGCUUGCACAGUUUCCCUCCGCCGUUCGAGUCGAUUUUUAAUCGAUGUCUACUGCAUAAGGGCCGCCUAGCUAUUGUCGACGGUCAAGGUGAGCACACCUACUCGAAUAUCUUGUCCCGGAGCGCCGCACUGCAGACCGAUCUAGGCGAGCUACUCAAAGGAGAGUCAAAGCAACGGAUCUCAUUUUUGUGCCCCAACGAUUCGCAGUAUGUCGUAGCUCAGUGGGCCUGUUGGCUGGGCGGCAACGUAGCAGUACCGCUUUACUGGGGACAUCCGCGGCCGGUGCUCGAAUACUACAUCAAGGACUCUCAAAGUGCUGCCCUGGUUGCCACCGCAGACUUCGCGGAUCGCCUGCAACCGAUAGCUACGGAUCUCAACUUGCCGUUAUUAGUUCUCGAUUCUAAAGACACAACGGGGGACAUCGACAUCCCAAAACAAAAAGCUGAGGAGUGGAAGCGUCUAAAGCACAAAGAUGCACAAAUCCUGUACACUAGUGGCACUACCGGACCUCCGAAGGGUGUGGUUACUACGCACCACAACCUCUUUGUUCAAGCUGCUGCUCUCAUCAGUGCAUGGGAAUACAGCUCGUCUGAUGUCGUGCUCCACACACUUCCACUUCAUCAUACCCACGGGAUUGUGAAUGCCUUGGUGACCCCCCUUUAUGCUGGAGGCACGUGCGUUAUGUUGCCCAAGUUCGAUGCUGCAGAGGUCUGGAAACGACUAAUAGAGGCACCGUCCCAAGGGCCACGUGUGAAUAUGUUUAUGGCUGUCCCCACAAUUUAUGCCAAGCUGAUAGAACAUUAUGACAGAGAAUUUUCCAGUGGCAUGUCUUACUCCAGGAGCAAAGAGUUCAUCCGUGCCACAUGCUUGCAGAAGUUAAGGCUGAUGGUGAGUGGAUCAGCAUCGCUUCCUCUGCCUGUCCUGGAGCGGUGGAAAGAAAUAACGGGGCAUACACUUCUGGAACGCUACGGGAUGACUGAGAUUGGCAUGGCCCUCACCAACCCACUGCACGGCAGCAGAAAGCCAGGUUUUGUAGGAAAGCCCUUCCCGGGAGUCAAAGUGUGCAUUGCAAAGCCGAAUGCAUACUCGCCAACGGGGUACAACAUCCUAUCAUCUGGUGACACUUAUGGAACUAAGGUGUCAAAAGGCCAUGAAAAUGAAUCUGGGGACCUGCUUGUCAAGGGUCCCAAUGUGUUCAAGGAGUACUGGAACAGGCCAGAGGCUACAAAAGAAGCUUUCACAAGUGACGGCUGGUUCAAAACAGGGGACACGGCCGAGUGCCAGGGCGGUGACUACCGCAUCCUGGGUCGCACCUCGUCGGACAUCAUCAAGAGCGGGGGUUACAAGAUCAGCGCUCUGGACGUGGAGCGCCACCUGCUGGCCCACCCGAGCAUCAGCGACUGCGCAGUCGUGGGCUUGCCCGACGUCACGUGGGGCGAGAGGGUGGCAUGCGCCGUGGCUCUGCGGGACCCCGCGCGCGACCUGAGCCUGCAAGAGCUGCGCGACUGGGGCAAGCACCACAUGGACGCUGCCAUGAUGCCCGUCCUGUUGCGUGUCGUCGAGCAGAUCCCCCGCAAUGCCAUGGGCAAGGUCAACAAGAAGGACAUCGUGGCACAGCUCUUUGCAAACUCCUAACACGCGUCCUGUUGAUUUAUACUCGGACGUCGAGCUCUGUUAUACUCGUACGUUAAGCGUAGCAAAGGCGGCAUAGCGUAGCGCUCACAGUUGCUGAUUGGUUG
Ixodes scapularis (black-legged tick) is the source of this 1987-nucleotide messenger RNA. Its product is annotated as malonate--CoA ligase ACSF3, mitochondrial. NCBI's taxonomy places the organism in Eukaryota, Metazoa, Arthropoda, Arachnida, Ixodida, Ixodidae. Gene Ontology annotation, biological process: fatty acid metabolic process. Gene Ontology annotation, molecular function: medium-chain fatty acid-CoA ligase activity. The coding region runs from base 177 to 1883 and encodes 568 amino acids. The transcript is spliced from 6 exons. The record is from RefSeq and is a predicted model, not a curated record.